AUGACAUCAUGUGUCUUCUUCCAGUAUCGCACUUACCAGGUGAGGGCAGGCCGAGGUGGACAGCCUAUGGCAUUCCUACUGUGUGACACCAUGGGACUGGAAGCAAGGCAGGAUGAAGGGGUGAAAACUGAAGAUAUAGUGAGCAUCCUGAAGGGCUACGUACCAGACAAGUACCAGUUCAACCCUGUGCAGGCAAAGGUUACUGAUGGCUGUCAGACGGGCAGCCAAUUGCCACAUCAGGACAGGAUCCACUGUGUGGUGUGUGUGAUUGACAGCUCAACAUUAGGAAUUAUGCCUGGAGAUACGAAGAAGAAAGUUGAUGAAAUUCGAAAGAAAACUAGGUUACAAG
This is a messenger RNA of Paramormyrops kingsleyae, 349 nucleotides long. NCBI's taxonomy places the organism in Eukaryota, Metazoa, Chordata, Actinopteri, Osteoglossiformes, Mormyridae. The record is from RefSeq and is a predicted model, not a curated record.